UUACUAUAGUAAUCGUGAAUUGAUAACAAACUCAUGGCCAAUGGCGGAGUUCAAAAUUCUUGUGUUUACUGUCAUGCUGUCAAGUUUCAAUGCAGCCGCGAAGCAACAUUUUUUAUUGAUUAAACUUUUAUAGUAACUAUCUGAUAAAUGUUAGAACACGCAGAGGUUUAUAGGAUACUUUAUAGAAAUGUUUAAAAACACUUUUCAGUCCGGGUUUUUGUCAAUUCUUUACAGUAUAGGUAGCAAACCUUUGCAAAUUUGGGACAAAAAAGUUCGAAAUGGGCACAUAAAGAGAAUUACGGACAACGAUAUACAGAGCUUAGUGCUAGAAAUAGUUGGGACCAAUGUUAGUACGACGUACAUCACUUGCCCGGCGGAUCCAAAGAAAACUCUCGGCAUCAAACUGCCCUUUUUGGUUAUGAUAAUCAAAAACUUGAAAAAGUACUUCACAUUCGAAGUUCAGGUUUUAGAUGACAAGAAUGUACGAAGAAGGUUCCGGGCAAGCAAUUAUCAAUCAACAACUCGGGUGAAACCAUUCAUUUGUACCAUGCCCAUGCGAUUAGACGAAGGCUGGAACCAGAUACAAUUCAAUCUCGCCGAUUUUACACGUAGGGCUUAUGGUACCAACUAUGUUGAGACUUUAAGGGUCCAGAUACAUGCAAAUUGUCGUAUUAGAAGGGUCUACUUCUCUGAUAGAUUAUAUUCAGAAGAUGAACUACCUGCGGAAUUCAAACUGUUCCUUCCCAUUCAGAAUAAAGUUAAAACAGCUGUCGCAACAUGAAAAUGUUGUAAUUGUAAACUAAUGUUAUUAUACAGUAAAUGUAAUUAAUAAGUCAAUUUUAUUUUAUUUUAUUUUCAACUAUGAAGUAUUGUUUUAUAAAGUCAACUUUUCUAUGUAUUUUGUGAUCUGUAAUGCAAAUAAACUGGCACAAAUAAAAAUAUUAGAAUUUGCUUGGAUGCAACAGGCACUUACAAA
Melitaea cinxia (Glanville fritillary) is the source of this 976-nucleotide messenger RNA. It is a transcript of the gene Bug22, whose product is annotated as cilia- and flagella-associated protein 20. Gene Ontology annotation, biological process: cilium assembly; positive regulation of cell motility; regulation of cilium beat frequency involved in ciliary motility. Lineage: Eukaryota; Metazoa; Arthropoda; Insecta; Lepidoptera; Nymphalidae. Gene Ontology annotation, cellular component: motile cilium; ciliary basal body. The transcript is spliced from 2 exons. The record is from RefSeq and is a predicted model, not a curated record. Bases 188 to 781 code for a protein of 197 amino acids.